AUGUCUGUUCUCCCUGCCGAGGUGCAGGGAGCCUUGACUCAACUCCUCCAAGCCCUGACAACGUCCGACAAUACUAUCCGCUCACAAGCCGAAGAACAAUUAAACAAUGACUGGACUCCCAAUCGCCCAGAUAUCCUGCUCAUGGGUCUGGUCGAACAAAUACAGGCCGCCCCAGAACCUUCGACACGAUCUUUUGCCGCUGUUCUCUUUCGCAAACAAUCCUCAAAGACACGAAAGGUUCCGGCCACUGGCGAGUCCAAAGAACUCUUCCUCACCCUGAGUAGCGAAGCCCGAGGCGCUAUCCGCUCCAAGUUGUUGGAAGGUCUGGUCAGGGAGCAGGUCAACUCGGUCAGGAACAAAGUCGGAGAUGCAAUUGCCGAAAUCGCCAGACAAUAUCUUGAUAAUGGCGAUGUCUGGAUGGAACUACUCAGUUCCCUCUUCCAAGCAAGCCAGUCUAAUGAUGCUGGGAUGCGCGAGUGUGCCUUCAGAAUCUUUGCGACCAUGCCUGGCAUCAUUGAAAAGCAACACGAAAGCGCGGUCCAAGAAGUCUUUGGCAAGGGAUUUAAAGACAGUAGCGUCGAUGUCCGUCUGGCUGCAAUCGAAGCUUUUGGUUCCUUCUUCCAUUCAAUCACCAAGAAGACGCAACCAAAGUACUACACCCUGAUUCCCGACAUCUUGAACAUUCUUCCCCCUUUGAAAGAAGCGGGCGAUACCGAUAAUUUAUCAAAGGCAUUCAAUUCCUUGAUCGAACUUGCCGAGGCCGCUCCAAAAAUGUUUAAGAACCUUUUCAGCAAUCUCGUCAAGUUUACCAUUUCGGUCAUUCAAGAAAAGGACAUCGACAACCAAUGCCGUCAAAACGCCUUGGAGCUCAUGGCCACCUUUGCAGAGUGGGCUCCAGUCAUGUGUAAAAAGGACCCAACCUACACCACAGAUAUGGUCACUCAAUGCUUGAGCCUGAUGACCGAUGUUGGUGCGGAUGAUGACGAUGCGUCCGAGUGGAACGCCACCGAGGAUCUGGAUGCAGAGGAAAGUGAUCUCAAUCAUAUUGCAGGUGAACAAUGUAUGGAUCGUCUCGCCAAUAAGCUUGGUGGCGACAUCAUACUUCCUGCAACAUUCACCUGGCUUCCACGCAUGAUGCAUUCGGCCUCGUGGCGCGAUCGACAUGCAGCCUUGAUGGCCAUCUCUGCGAUCUCUGAAGGCUGUCGAGAUCUCAUGAUCGGUGAAUUGGAUAAAGUCCUUGAAUUGGUGGUUCCCUCACUCAGAGACCCGCAUCCCCGUGUUCGCUUCGCUGGCUGCAACGCCCUGGGCCAGAUGAGUACAGAUUUUGCCGGACCCGUCCAGGAAAAGUACCACCAGGUUGUGCUUAGCAACAUAAUUCCUGUUCUGGAUGCUCCUGAGCCUCGAGUUCAGGCUCACGCUGCUGCUGCUCUCGUCAACUUCUGUGAAGAAGCAGAGAAGUCAAUCCUCGAACCAUACCUGGAUCAACUUCUGAGUCAUCUAUUGCAACUUUUACAGUCUCCCAAACGUUAUGUGCAAGAGCAAGCUUUGUCGACGAUCGCUACAAUUGCUGAUUCUGCCGAAAGUGCCUUUGUCCGCUAUUACGAUACUCUUAUGCCACUUCUGUUUAGUGUUUUGCAAUCGGAACAAUCCAAGGAGUACAGAUUGUUGCGCGCAAAGGCCAUGGAAUGCGCAACCCUGAUUGCGCUAGCGGUCGGAAAGGAGAAGAUGGGCCAAGACGGCAUCAAUCUCGUGCAGACUUUAGGUAACAUUCAAGGAAGCAUUACUGACGAUGACGACCCACAAGCUCAGUACCUCCUCCACUGCUGGGGAAGAAUGUGCCGUGUCCUGGGUAACGAUUUCGUACCUUACCUUCCGGGAGUCAUGCCUCCUCUUCUCGAGCUCGCUUCCGCCAAAGCCGAUAUUCAACUCAUUGAUAAUGAGGAGGAUGCUCUUGAGCAGGAAGAUGGCUGGGAGCUGGUACCAUUGAAAGGCAAAGUCAUUGGGAUCAAGACAUCCACUCUCGAAGACAAGAACACUGCCAUCGAAUUAAUCACCAUUUAUGCCCAGAUCUUGGAAGAAAAUUUUGCCGUCUACGUUGCUGAUAUUACGGAAAGAAUCGCACUGCCCGGCUUAGCAUUCUUCUUCCAUGACCCAGUCCGUGUUUCCUCAGCCAAAUUGAUUCCUCAGUUGUUGGGCUCCUACAAAAAGCGAUAUGGCGAUCAGUCGCCGGAACUUCGAGACCUGUGGGCCAAAUGUUGCGACAAAGAGAUCGAGAUUCUUAGCGCCGAACCCUCAAUCGACACGCUUGCGGAGAUGUUCCAAUGCUUUUAUGAAAGUGUUGAGGUGGUUGGCAAGAAUUCCUUGACACAGGAACACCUCGAGCAAUUUAUCCAAUCUGUCAAAUCUACAUUGGAAGAGUAUCAGAAACGAGUACAAGAUCGUGCCGAUGAGAAGGCGGAAUAUGCUCAACAAGUCGCCGAAGAUGAUGAGGACUCACUUUCAGUCCAAUAUGCCAUCGAGGAUGACCAGACCCUGCUUUCAGACAUGAAUAAGGCUUUCCAUACCAUCUUCAAAAACAUGGCCGUCAACUUCCUGCCUGCUUGGCAAAGGUUGAUGCCGUUUUAUGAUGCCUUCAUUACAUCAUCUGAUCCUACACAGCGCCAAUGGGCAAUCUGUAUCAUGGAUGAUGUGUUGGAAUUCUGUGGUGAGCAGUCAUGGCAAUAUAGCGACCACAUUAUCCAGCCACUUAUCAACGGGAUGAGGGAUGAGAACGCUGCAAAUCGACAGGCAGCGGCAUAUGGUGUUGGUAUCGCUGCACAGAAAGGCGGCGAUCAAUGGUCCGACUUUGUUGCUGCGAGCGUGGAGACUUUGUUGCAAAUCACUCGAGUCCCCAAUGCACGAAGCGAAGCGGAGGUGUUUGCGACUGAAAAUGCAUGCGCGGCUAUUGCGAAGAUCUUGCACAGUAACUCAUCGAAAGUCCAGAACCCACAACAAGUGGUUGAACAAUGGCUUGACACCUUACCAAUUGUCAAUGACGAGGAAGCCGCACCUUACGCCUACACUUUCCUCGCACAAUUGAUAGACCAACAACAUCCAGCGGUAUUCGCCAAAGCACAACAAGCUUUCCACCAUAUUGCUCUAGCACUUGAAGCGGAAAUGAUUCAGGGACAAACAGCCAAGAAAGUUGCGGAGAGUGCGAAGCAAAUGGUCACGCAGACGGGCAUUAAUGCCGACCAAAUCUUGCAGACCUUGUCACCUGACGGCCAAACCACAGUUCGAAGCUUCUUUUCGUGA
Molecule: messenger RNA, 3294 nt
Organism: Exophiala bonariae
Lineage: Eukaryota; Fungi; Ascomycota; Eurotiomycetes; Chaetothyriales; Herpotrichiellaceae
Exons: 5
Coding region: 1-3294 (1097 amino acids)
Biological process (GO): protein import into nucleus
Cellular component (GO): cytoplasm; nucleus
Molecular function (GO): nuclear import signal receptor activity; small GTPase binding
Source: RefSeq, a predicted model, not a curated record